Messenger RNA from Xiphophorus maculatus (southern platyfish), 2179 nucleotides. It is a transcript of the gene saraf, whose product is annotated as store-operated calcium entry associated regulatory factor. The coding region runs from base 213 to 1226 and encodes 337 amino acids. The transcript is spliced from 7 exons. The record is from RefSeq and is a predicted model, not a curated record. Gene Ontology annotation, biological process: regulation of store-operated calcium entry. Gene Ontology annotation, cellular component: endoplasmic reticulum membrane. Lineage: Eukaryota; Metazoa; Chordata; Actinopteri; Cyprinodontiformes; Poeciliidae.
GGUUCUCCACUCCAGAAUCAACGAAAGAAAACCGAAGAGGCACCCGGAAGUGAAGCUCUCCAUCGUUUCCACUCGUUAACCGAAAUAAAUAAGUUGCGUCCGCCAUAAAGAAGCAAAUCGUUCUGUCCAUUCAGACAUUUUCACAGGUAAAAUAAGUCCAGGUUUGUUAAGAGAAGCCACUACUGUCGCAGUUCUUCUGAAAAACCAAGGACAUGGAGCUGCUUCCUGUGACAGUUGUUUUGCUGUUCGUGUUGGUAGAGACCACCUACAGCUGGAAUCAAGACAGCGUGUUGCUGAGAGACAUCCAGGCUCUGACGUUCUACAGGAACCGCUUCACCACAGCCAGGCGCUCCAACCCGGUUCCCCAGCUGAAGUGUGUUGGCGGCUCUGCAGGCUGUCAUGUCUUCAUCCCAGACGUUGUCCAGUGUGUGAACAGAGGCUGGGAUGGCGUGGAUGUUCAGUGGGAGUGUAAGACGGAUAUGGACAACGCCUACAGGUUUGGUGCCAUUGAGGUGAGCUGUGAGGGUUACAGCCACCCGUCUGAUGACUACAUCCUGAAGGGCUCCUGUGGCCUGGAGUUCACCCUGGAGCUGACCCAGGAGGGUCAGAGGAGGACGCAAGGCAGCUUUGGCUCCCAGGGUGGAUUUAAACAAUGGGGAGGACUUGGGGGUCUUGCCUCUAGUUUCUUCAGCAGUUUCUUUGGAAACAGGCACCACCAACAUCAGCAGCACCAACAGCAGCAUCAGCAGCAGCACUACGCCCAAGACGGCGAGUCUUCAGGGGGAUUGCUGGUGGUCGCUGUGCUUCUCCUCAUAGCUUAUGGUCUCUACAAGCUGUUUCUCAGUGGGGACACAGUCCAGUGGGGACAGACUGGGGGACAGCCGGGCUACCCUCAUAAUAAUCACUCAAACAACAUGGGGGGACCGCCCCCACCUGGAUUCAAACCUGACUACACAGGCUUUCCAGGCACCAAUCCUGGCUAUGGUUUCCACAACGAUUACACUCAGGGACAAUAUUACCAAGGACGCCGCUCUGGUCCCGGCACCGGCGGCGGCGGCGGCUUCUGGACUGGGAUGGGAACGGGAGGAAUGCUGGGAUAUCUGUUCGGUCGACAGAGAACGCAGCCCUGCAGUCCACCUCCACCAGGACAAAACCACUCCUCUGGGACAAAUACGUCCUCUGGGACACGCACUGCUUCAGGUUUUGGUGGAACCAAAAGACGAUAGAAGUUGGAGAUUUGGAAAUUUUCUCCUCAGCAUAUGCUGGAAGCAGCUAAGCUUCUGCUUUUUAGUCGCCAACAGGACGAGAGUUUCAUAAAGACUUCAGGUCGUAAAGUGAUAAUGUGAUUGUUUUUAAUUUUUUGGAAAGGUGAGGAGCUGCUUGUGGAGGAAAAGCUUUUCUUAGUCUCUCAUCUUAGGUUUUCUUCUUUUUUUUGUUUCUUCCAUUAUGAAAAAGUUUUUGCAGUGGUUUGAUCAUUUGACUGGAACGAUGUUACAGGUAAAAUCCAGAUUUAAAAUUUCAGCUUUUACUAAUUUCCAUCCCAACUCUUUAAAUGAGCAAAGAUGAAGGAACAUUUUGUGUUGAACUGAAGCUGAACCGAAGAAAAUGACAAAUACAUUUAGAAUCUGUACAUUUUAAUAGAAAAUGGUUGUAGUAUAAAUUUAAAUGGUAGAAAAUAUAUAUUCAUCUACCAGUGCCUUCAGCUGCCAGUCCUUUUCUCCUGUUUUGCUGAAUAAAUUAUUUUCUUUACUAUAUUUAUACGCCUGUUGAAAAGCAGCUCUCACACAUCAUGUAGAGAACAAAUCUUUCAUUGAUGUUCAGCAACUAAUACUUCUUGUUUUUCCAGGUCUAAAUACAUUUUUAAAAAAUAUUUUUUUUUAGAAAAUAUUGAGCAGUAAUAAAUAACUCGGUGUGAAUAUUUAAGAAUGUUUUGCUUUUUUGUAUUAAAUUUUAAAUUCUUGUGUGAAGGCGUCUGGUGAGUCCAGAUUACCCUCUUCCAGAGCGAUGGGCGCUUCAGAGUUAGAUGAAGUGAUGCUCCCAUCAUGCCUUGUUCUUACUGCAGCAGCCGGUGGUGGCAGCACUAUGAUCUGGGGUGGCUGCAGGUUUUCAAUACAAGAUUUUGGUGAAUAACUAAUGCAGCACUGUAUGUAAAUAAACGUAACAGAAGCGUAUAAAAACA